Xyrauchen texanus (razorback sucker) is the source of this 4008-nucleotide messenger RNA. It is a transcript of the gene map4k6, whose product is annotated as mitogen-activated protein kinase kinase kinase kinase 6. Bases 96 to 2801 code for a protein of 901 amino acids. NCBI's taxonomy places the organism in Eukaryota, Metazoa, Chordata, Actinopteri, Cypriniformes, Catostomidae. Gene Ontology annotation, molecular function: MAP kinase kinase kinase kinase activity; ATP binding. Gene Ontology annotation, biological process: protein phosphorylation. The transcript is spliced from 32 exons. The record is from RefSeq and is a predicted model, not a curated record.
ACUUGUUACGGGGAUGAUGAGGAAGUGGUGAGUGACACGAGUAUGAGCCGCAGUUGAUUCAGUACCGUGAGAAAACAGAUUAAUGCCGAUCUGCCAUGGACGCGAUCGGCGUGUCGCACACGGAUCCGCUCGAUGACUAUGAACUGAUACACCGCAUCGGCAGCGGGACAUAUGGAGAUGUGUUUAAGGCCCGUAGCAUUAAGACUUCAGUCAUCACAGCUAUUAAAGUGGUCAAACUGGACUCUGGUGAAGAUAUAUCAAGCAUUCAACAUGAGAUAACCAUGAUGAAGGACUGCACUCACAAAAACAUUGUCACCUAUUUCGGCAGCUACCUCAGAAAUAACAAGUUAUGGAUCUGCAUGGAAUUCUGUGGAGGAGGAUCAUUGCAGGACAUUUACCAUGUCACUGGUCCUCUGAAAGAGAGACAGAUAGCCUAUGUGUGUGGAGAGACACUUCAGGGAUUGCAUCAUCUCCAUCAGGCGGGAAAAAUGCAUAGAGACAUAAAAGGUGCCAACAUUCUUGUGACAGAGCGGGGAGACGUCAAACUAGCGGAUUUUGGAGUGGCAGCGGAGAUCAAUGCAUCUGUUGCCAAGAGAAAGUCUUUCAUUGGAACACCAUACUGGAUGGCACCAGAAGUUGCAGCAGUGGAAAGGAAGGGGGGCUAUAACCAGCUAUGUGAUAUCUGGGCAGUGGGCAUCACAGCCAUUGAACUAGCAGAGCUGCAACCACCUAUGUUUGACCUGCACCCAAUGAGAGCUUUGAUGUUGAUGUCAAAGAGCAGUUUCCAGCCUCCCAAACUGAAGGACAAGAACAAAUGGUCCACAGAGUUCCACAAUUUCAUCAAAAUGGCGCUCACAAAGAACCCUCGCAAGAGGCCAACGGCAGAAAAACUCUUACAGCAUGCUUUUGUAACACAGCUCCUCACCCGUAAUCUAGUUAUAGAGCUGCUGGAUACAGUCAAUAACCCGGAGCUGCAGCAGACACUCACUAUGGAUGAGAGUGACCUGGGGAUGUGCAGUGCUCUACCUGAUAAGAUUCAUUCUCUAGCCAAACACCUGCCUGUAAAGAGAACACUGUCUGAAGAGCAAUUUGAUCAUGUGAAGUUUGGACCACCAAUGCGAAAAGAGACAGAUCCCUGCCCUGAUCUGGGAGCCUAUGAUGACUGGAGCUCUAUUGGCGGGGACAAUGACUCUCCGAGUUUGCUAGAGUGUGUGGAAGAGGCUUUGAUGGAGAGGAGUUUGACUAUAAAGAGAGGAUCAUCGACUGAGCAUUCAACAGAUGAAGAGGAUAAAUACAGCACUGUGAAGAGAGUCCCUGCUCCACAAUCAACAGCCCACUGCAUUACCAGUCAAGAGAGAAAAGCUCCUACUCCCUGUUCUCGCGCCUCACCUCUCAUGGGCUCCACCCCUCUAAAGGACUCCGCCCCUGACACUAACCCUGCCUUGCUCAGUGAAUCAGCUCUGCUAAUUGGUUCAACUCUCUCUGACCUGUCUCUCAUCACAAACUCCUCCCUCUUCACUGACUCCUCCUUUUUCUGUCGUUCCAACAGUCUGGGUUCCCUCUGCUCAACACCAACUGAUGGUUUGAUACCAGGGGGCUCUGUUGCUCCAGACCCAGGAGGAAACAGGAAUCAUUUCCCUCCACUUGAGCGACCACUCUCACCAGAAUGGAGCACACUUAGGAGAAAAACCGAAGACACAAAAGCUGUUGUUCAUGGACUGCCACCGACACCUCAAGUGCAUAUGGGGGCCUGCUUCUCCAAAGUAUUCAAUGGUUGUCCAUUAAAGACUCACUGUGCCGUUACAUGGGUUCUACCAAAGACCAGAGAUCAAUACCUUAUGCUGGGUGCUGAGGAGGGCAUCUACACCCUCAACCUUAAUGAGCUCCAUGAAGACACAAUGGAGAAGUUGCUUCCUCAGAGAUGCACUUGGUUGUACGCGAUGAACAAUGUCCUUAUGUCCAUCUCCGGAAAGUCAUCACAGCUGACUUCUCAUAGUCUGCCGGCACUUUUUGAGUAUCGAAAAAAUAUGCAGCGAAGACAGGGCCAUCUCGCAAUAAACGCACACCGCUUAAGCACAAAGAUAAACUCAAGGAAGUAUGCCAUGUCGGUGAAGAUCCCUGACACCAAGGGCUGUAGAAGAUGUAGUGUAGUACGAAACCCUUACACCGACAGCGUGUUCCUGUGUGCUGUUGUGCCCACUGGUUUAGUUCUUCUCAUGUGGUAUGAGCCUCUGCAGAAGUUCAUGCAGCUCAAGCACAUUUCUCUGAGUCUGCCCGAGUCUCUGCCCAUAUUUGAGCUGCUUGUACAGGAAACAGAGGAGCUGCCUCAGGUCUGCGUGGGGGUGAGAAAUCCUCCUGGCAACAGAGACCCCACUGGACAGAUGCAGUUUGACAUUGUCCACCUGGAUGACACUCCACACAGUCUGCCAGAUGGCGAGUCUCUGAAGGUCAAGCAGGUGAUUCAACUGGACAGAGACACAGUUCUCAUCGCACUGGAAAACACAGUGAAGGUUGUGAAUCUACAGGGUUGUCCAAGCCAUCAGAAGACCCCUGAACUUACUUUUGAAUUUUCCAUUCAGACGCUCGUGUGUCUACAAGACAGUGUUCUUACUUUCUGGAAACAUGGUCUGAAAGGAAGGAGCCUACAAACUAAUGAGGUUACCCAGGAGAUCACAGAUAGAAGUAGAGUUUUUCAGGUUUUGGGAACAGCAAGGGAUAUUAUAUUGCAAAGUACUCCUACGGAUGACCCAUCUGCCAUGAGCAACCUGUACAUCCUCACAGGGCAUGAAAGCAGCUACUGAUGUGACUGAUAAGACACUGCGAAUGUUCGGUGAUAGCUGGAAACACUACAAAGAAUGAUAUUCCUCCCUUCACCACUAAAAGGGAGAGUUAGUCGGGCCCAAUAAGCUCAGAGGACGGAGGACGACAUGAUGGAGUCACAUACUGUACACGCAGUGCUCUGGAGAACUCCUAUUGUCCUGGCUGUUCAGGAGGGAGAAUAGGGCCAAAAGCUUGUUUUGGAGGCCAGAGAUGCCGAGACUGAGGAUCAGUCGUGCUUCAUGAGAGAAAGGGACCAAAUAUAGACCUUAAUGAGAGUGUGAUAUGGUAUAGUUCAGCCCAAAAAUAAAAUGAUGCCCUUUACUCAUGUUGUUCCGAACCCGUGUGACUUUCUUCCAUGGAAAACAAAAGGAGAUUGUAGGCAAAAUGUUAGGGACUGUCAGCCUCAGUCACCAUUCUCUUUGUUUGUAAAAAAAGACAUGAAAUAAUGCCAUGAAAGUCAGUGGUCAAUAUUCUGCCUAACAUCUUAUUUUGUGUUUCAUGGGAGAGAAAAAGUCAUGGAACAACAUGAGUUGAGUUGGGUGAGUAAAUGGCAGAAUUUGCACUUUUGGAUGAACUAUCAUUACACUGGUUCGAAGUUGUGAAGCAAACUGUUGACGGUCAUUGACCAAAGGAGUAGGAUGUUUUACUUGGUGUUAUGUUCCCUUAUUGUGUUUUGGUGCUGUGUUUAAGAAUGAUCUUUCAUUGACCAGUAAAUGAGAGAUGAUAGCGGUCAGUGAAACUAAUAAGAUCAGUGAAGAACUUUAGGGAAAAACAAACAUUGAGAACUGUAAAACCCACAAAACCCCAAAAUGUUGUACAUGGAAUUAAAUAAGUGUUAAUGAGAAGGAUUAAUACUAGCUUGUGUUGUUUUAACUGUUUUGUCCUUGCAUUUAUUGUAGUCCAGUGGUCCCAGACACAUUCAUAAAAUGGUGGUUGAUGGUUUUGAUAAUUCCCCCUGGAAUCUAUGCCCUUGGUACAACCCUUGAAGAGACUGUAUUCUACCCCUCACAGCCUCAUUGUCAUGCCCAUCAAAAAUCAAAGAUGGCAUUGCUGUCAAUAAUGUCCAUGGACAUAUUACAUAAACAUUUGAUAACAGAAAGUGUCAAGUUUCAUCUUCAUUUUUGACCAGUAUAUUUAUCCUUGUGGGCUGUAAAUAAAACUCAAACCUCCUUUUGUGGGCGUUUGAUU